This is a messenger RNA of Talaromyces proteolyticus, 687 nucleotides long. RefSeq lists its product as uncharacterized. The coding region runs from base 1 to 687 and encodes 228 amino acids. The record is from RefSeq and is a predicted model, not a curated record. The transcript has 2 exons. Lineage: Eukaryota; Fungi; Ascomycota; Eurotiomycetes; Eurotiales; Trichocomaceae.
AUGUCUUCAUACUUCGCAUCCCUCACGUCAUCCACGACAAUAUCCAGCCUUGGGACACGUCUCAACAGUCUGCGUCGCGCCAUCACAUCUGGGGAGGAACGUGAUGACCCGGAGAACGAAGAUUGCUCACACAUCUCGAACGUUUUGAGAGCAUACUAUACGGAAAAAGGACUACCAUUUCCGCAAUGGCUUCCUCCAGAUCCGAAAACACCAGUCCCACAACCCCGCAUGAUUGCUACUCAAGCGUCGCUCCAGCAAAGCAACAAUCCUUACGGCUCCGUGCCAGGACAGCCCACGUCACGCGGCGGUGGUCUGGGGGAUCUAUGGGGUGAUGGUCCCUCACAACCACCGCCAACACAAACAGCCAGUCUACGAAACCGUCCUGCCCGCACACCCCCUAUUUCUCGACGACCGCUCCCGAGUCAGCGCGCAGGGUCAUAUCAAACGACGUCAUCGUCCCAUUCAAGCCUAGGGCUGGAGAGAGGCAAUUCUGGCGGCAGCUCAGCACAGGAGAGGCUACGAGCUCGUUUCCACGGUGGCUCGGGGGCGAGUAGCCCGAGCCCUCCGCCUCAGGCACAAUCACAAGCGUAUGAAGGCGGAUAUGCGCGUGGUCAAAACAGUGGAGGUGGAGGAGGAUACAAACGGCCAGGGUUGCCAAACAACCCAAGGGCAGGAGGGUAUCGAUAA